Puccinia triticina is the source of this 870-nucleotide messenger RNA. RefSeq lists its product as uncharacterized. Lineage: Eukaryota; Fungi; Basidiomycota; Pucciniomycetes; Pucciniales; Pucciniaceae. The transcript is spliced from 7 exons. The record is from RefSeq and is a predicted model, not a curated record. The coding region runs from base 1 to 870 and encodes 289 amino acids.
AUGUUCUACUCCCUCCCCCACCGCCCCCUCGCCUCCCCCGCUCCCUCGCUCGCCUCCCGCCACUCCUCCGCAAUCCGCACCGACCUCUACAACGCCGCCGCCCUCCUCCACCCGCCCCCCGUUUGGCCCCCCUCAGCCCAGCUCUUCGACCCCGACCGCGAGGCCGAGCGGGUCCGGCUCGCCAAGCUCGAGCAGCGCCGCAGCCUCGCCCUCGCCCGCCCCCCCUCCCUCGUCGCGCGCAACAGCAGCGAGGGCAGCAUCCGCAGCGUCCACAGCUUCCGCUCCGUCGGCGCCCGCCACUCCAAGCCUCUCCCCAGCCGGCUCGGCUCCGUCUACCGGCCCUCGCCAUUGCGCUCCGCAUCCACGCCCGCACUGGUCACGCUGGAGGCCGAGGCGGCAAAGAAGAAGCAGCGCAAGGAGAUGAAGGAGGAGUACCAGAAGAUGCGUGCGGCGCGGAUCGAGGAGGAGAAGGCCGCCACCCCGGCCCCGCAGCCGGGCUGGUUCGCCACGCCGUUCAAGCGCGCCAAGGCCGGGUCGCGCCGGGCGGAGGGCUCCUCGGACGAGUAUCUCGAGCUCGGCCGGCGCCCGAAAAACGCUGCCCUGCUCGAGGAGGACCGCGACCCGCAGAUCUACGACUCGCCCCCCGUCGACCCCUUCCGCAAGUCCAUCAUGCCCGGCCAGAUCGGCCCCGGACAGACUGACGACGCCCCCGCCAUCGCCCUCGUCCAGGCCCGCGCACCCCUCGACCCCGCAGACGCCGGCUGGCGCGCCUCGCUCAAGAGCUUCCGCAAGCCCCGCCCAUCGCUCCACGCCCCCCCGCUUGUCCGUCUUGUGUGCCCGCUCCCUUCCGCAGCCCCCAUCCGCCCCUAA